Dromaius novaehollandiae (emu) is the source of this 2374-nucleotide messenger RNA. RefSeq names its product TBCC domain containing 1 (gene TBCCD1). Bases 136 to 1806 code for a protein of 556 amino acids. The transcript has 7 exons. The record is from RefSeq and is a predicted model, not a curated record. Gene Ontology annotation, biological process: maintenance of centrosome location; maintenance of Golgi location. Gene Ontology annotation, cellular component: spindle pole centrosome. Lineage: Eukaryota; Metazoa; Chordata; Aves; Casuariiformes; Dromaiidae.
CUCCUCGGGGAAAGGGCGGGGCGGAGGUGGAGCACCGCCCGGAGUCCUCCAGGAGGUGACGGAGGGUACCGUCUCGUUGGUGGGCGCGGCGGCGCUCUGCGCGUCGCCUCGGCUCGCCUCGCCGGGGCGGCCGCCAUGGAGGCGGCGGGCGUGGUGUCGCUGUGGGUGAAGACGGAGCCGUUCCUGCUGGGGGCCCUGCGGGCGCCGCCGCCCGCCAAGCUGGGCCGCCACUACCUGCGCAAGAUGGCGGCGUACGCGCGGGCGCGGGCCGCCGAGGGCUGCUUCCCGCGCCUGGCCUGGCCGCGCUGGCGCCACAUCGCCUGCGGGAAGCUGCAGCUGGGCCGCGGCCUGGCCUGGCUCUACUUCGAGCUCUUCGACAGCCUGGCCCGGCGCGACCCGCCGCGCCGCCUCGAGUGGGCCGAGGCGGAGGCGGCCUGCGCCGGCGCCGAGGAGCUGGAGCGGGAGCGCAGCAAGUUGUCAGUAGACACCCUGCAGUUCCUGCUGUUCUUGUACAUCCAGCAGCUGAACAAAGUUUCUCUGAGAACGUCCCUGAUUGGCGAAGAGUGGCCCAGCCCCAGGACCAAGUCUCCCAACUUGACGGGGAAAUCUGCCAGUCAGAAUAAGAACUGGAAUGAUCAGGACCACCAAGCCUUCGUGCAGAGCCACCUCUCGGAUAUGCUGGAACUGCUGCUGGAGCCAGACCAGCUCGCUGCCUCGUCCCAUUCUGCUCACAGUAGUUUGGUCUCCUACGAAGCUGUUUGUGCCCUCAGCUUUCUUAUUGAAGGGACUGUGAACAAAUCUAGGACUGUCCAUCCUCUGCACGAGCUUGCCCUCUGGCAGCCCUUUUACGGGAAAAAUGGCUACUCAAAGAUCUCCAAAGCCUUCUCUUUCACCAAGCUAGAGAGCUGGAUACGGUCUUGCCUGACGACAAACCCCUUUGGAAUGACUGCGUGCCUCAAGUCUGGGAAGAAGCUUGCCUGGGCACAGCAAGUUGAAGGAACAACCAGAAGAGCAAAGAUUGCCUGCAAUACUCGUGUCGUCCCUGAGGUGUUCCCCAUGGUGGUAAUGAGCCAGGUGUACAAACAGACAUUGGCCAAGAGCUCAGACACCUUGGUGGGGGCUCACGUAAGAAUUCAUCGCUGCAAUGAGUCUUUUAUUUAUCUCCUGUCUCCUCUCCGAUCUGUGACCAUUGAGAAGUGCCGGAAUAGCACGUUUGUCCUCGGCCCUGUGCAGACAUCUGUUCAUGUCCACAGCUGUGACAAUGUCAAGGUCAUUACUGUUUGCCAUCGUUUGUCUCUCUCUUCCACCACUGGUUGUACUUUUUACAUUCUCACACCUACCCAGCCUCUUAUCCUCUCGGGUAACCAAGCAGUCAGCUUUGCUCCUUUCCACACCCAUUAUCCAAUGCUCGAAGACCACAUGGCUCAGGUGGGCCUGGCCACUCUGCCGAACUACUGGGACAGUCCCAUGCUGUUGUGCAGAGAGAGCAGUGACACAAGCGUCUUCCGCCUCCUGCCGCCCUCGGAGUUCUACACCUUUGUAAUUCCUUUCGAGAUGGAAGGAGACACAACGGAAACGCCGGGGGGACUGCCCCGUGCGUACCAAAAGGCGCUGAGUCAGCGAGAGCAGAAGGUACAGAUCUGGCAGAAAACUGUGAAGGAGGCAGGCCUGACCAAACAUCAGAGGAAACAGUUCCAGAUGCUGGUGGAAAACAAAUUCUACGAAUGGCUGGUGCAAACAGGGAAUCGUCAGCAGCUGGAUAGCCUCGUCCCUCCUGCAGUAGGCUCUAAGCAGGCAGCAGGAUAGCAUCAUGUUGCUGUACUACUAAAGGAAAGGAAGGAGUUCUGGGAACAGACAGUGAUAUCCUGAAAACAGUUCUCAUUAACACUUUGCAGCCAUCCUAGCUGAAUACCCUUGAUGUGGAUUUGAUGCCCAGCCUCAGCAUGGAUUGGACUUCUGGCUGGUUUAGGAUUUUUAAUCACUUUUGCUUUCCCAGGAAUGUGCUAUAACUAUUCUAUUGAUAACUGAGAAAGUGCACGUUACUAGAGGAUGAUGAACAAGUUUGCCUGCCCUUUGUUGCAGAUCCUGUAAUUGGGAGGCAAUCAUGGUCAGUGUCCUUGGUGUGCAUGUAUCCAGCACAGGAGCUCUGCCUGGUGUAAAGCUGGAUGUAGGGUCCUGCUGUCACUUGCAGCUCUAUGGUACAAGACAGCUGCACUGUUUUUAUAAAUGUGAAAAACAAUUGUUUGUUUUUUUAUGAAUGAAAUUCAAUAGAUUUUUUUAAAAUAUGAAGAUGGCACUUAGAUUUUGUGGCAUUACCUUUCAUAUAAGUUUGCUUUGUUUUGACAAAUGUCAAUAAAACAGAGUUCUCAGAUAA